AUGACACUGAAGGUUUGGUACCUAAAGUUCAAAAACAAGGCUUAUGAUACUGAAGAAGCAGAUCACUCUGGCCAACCUACUGAUGUUGAUGAGGCCCACCUACGAGAACUUGUUGAAUAUCAAUAUGUAACCACUCAAGGGCUUGCGUAUGGUCUCGAGAGAGUGAAAGCUGAAGAGUUAGACAUUAGUGCCAUGUCCAUUAGUUGCGCUGAGUAUCUCGUAGAUUUGACGCACAAGUUCAAUUACUGGGAAAGAGAAAUAGUUCUUUCUCAUUCUGGACAAGUAAUUCAAGAUUCUUCCUCAAGCACUCAUCAUGUACCUUCUUCACUCCCAGCCUGCCAAAACUGGGCAGGUAACUUUGACUUUCAAGUAUCAUUCAGUCCUCAAGAAAAGACCACAAAGGGAGUUUUAUGGACUUAUUCAGAUAUAAAGGAUAAGUUAUAUGUUGGAAAAGAUGCCCCAUGUCCGGUCAACUUUUCUGUUAAUACUGUCAUGUCUGAUGAUGUUUUAGUACGAGUUAUGGCCCUGUAUAGUUCACCCGAAAAUGCUUCUGAAAUUGUUCAUCGUUGUGUUAACCAUUCCAUGGAUGAAAUUAGAAGAGGUGUUUUUGAAGCUGAGCAUCUUGUUCGUUGUGAAAGUAGCAUGGCAACUUAUGAAAUCGAUGGAGCCACUGGACGUCACAGUGUCAAAGUUCCCUUUGAAAAUCCUCCUGUGGGACAGAAGUUUUCUACAUACAUUUACAAGUUUGCGUGCUUUGGAUCCUGUGCUGGUGGGCCCAACAGAAGGCCUUUAAUGUUAAUAUUCACUCUUGAAAAAGGGGGUGAAGUAAUUGGUCGCAGAAAACUUGAUGUAAAAAUUUGUGCUUGUCCAAGUCGAGAUAGAAAAACAGAAGAACAACAAAGUAUAUUAUCUGGAAGUGCUAUUUCAGGAAAAAGGAAAGAUCCACCUGAAUUUGAAAACUUGAUAGAUAGUCUUAGUUUUGCCAAAUCUGUCACAUUUCCGCCACCACCAAAGAAAAGUAAAUCAUCUCCAAAUGAAAAUGGAUUCUACACAAUAGCUGUGGAUAAUUAUGAAUGCUUUGAAUUCUUGAAGCAGAUGAAGAAGUUCUAUGAAAUUUGUAAUGUUAUGGGAAAUCUGCCACCAGAAUUAAAGCAAAGAUUGAUGCACUAUCGGAAUCGAAAACUGGAUGGAAGCAAUGUUUGAUUAUAAUUCCCACAAUGGUAUCGUAGCAUGUACAAAGUUUAAUUCUACUGUCAUAAUUUGCAACUGAACUUCAGCAAAAGAUUUCAAAUUAAUUCAUAAUGAUUUAUUAAAAUUCAUGCAUAAUAAUUUUAUUAAAAAUUAAUUUGUAUUAUAUUAUUGAUUCUAUUUGAUGCUAUAGAAUUCCUAUAGUUCACACGCAGUGGUAUAAUAAAUGUAGUAUAUUUUUGGCAAAGUGUUUGUGUAAGAAAAAAAAUUUUGUUAAAUUUGUUAUUUCAAUAUUAUGAGAAUAGUACUUGUAAAUGAUGCCAAAAAUGAAUGUUUUAAGGCAUUUAUGAAUUAUGCAGUGCUGGAUUAUUGGAGCUUCACUGCAACUUUAAAUUUGUUCAUUGUUACUCUUAUUUCUGCCUAAUUUCUCUUGUCUUGCAGAUCAAGAUUAAAAAAGAUUUUUUUCUGUAAUGUUCUGCUCUAAAAAGUUAAUGUUUUUCAUAUUUGUAAGCAUGCAUCUAUAUCAUUGGAAUUUUAAUUAUCACAUUCGCAAAAAAAAAAAAAAAAAAAAAAAAAAAAAAAAUUAAAAACAUGAUCUGUUAGCUCAAUACAGAUUUAUUUCUGUAGAUAUAAGUUAAAUAGACAUCUAUCGUGUAUCUAUGUAUGUAAAUUUAUAAAGAAAUGUUGAACUAUAUUUAUUUUCCUGUAUGAAAAUACAGUUGCCUCAUUUUAAUGUUUUCUGCAUAAUGUUAAUAUUAUAAUAUUUGCUUUGGUGCUUUAAAUUAGUUUCACAUAAUUAGUCUGUAAAAUUGGUGUAAAAUGCUGUGCUGUUAUAUAUUAUUUAUAUUUUGUAUAAUAUUAUACUUUGUAUUUUAUUUAUAUUUUGUGUAAUGUUACCAUAUUUUAUAUAUUAGUUUCAGUCCUUUGUUUCUUGUUUCAGUCAAUACUAUGUCUGAUGCUAUCCAUUCAGAAUGUUUGAUUGUAUUGUAGCAUUUUGUACAGAAACAUAAUAAAUUUGUUUUAACAAAUUUGCUUUUUUUUAUAAAAAUUUGCAUGAACUAUUCUAGAUAUUGUAUUAUAAUGAGUACUUUGAUUAUUUUGGUGGCAGUAGAUAAUCAGACGGUAAUUUAGACAGAGAACUACUGUUAUAGGCAAAACUGAACAUUUAGACACAAGGAGUUAAAUUAGUUUUAGAACUGUAAAUUUCGUGUGCUCUCAGUAAUCUCUCUAAAACUUUUUUUUGGAGGGGGGGGGGAAUAAUGUUAUGCUUAAUCUGCCUAAAGAGUUCAGAUACCAUAUAUUAUAUUUUUAUUUAAUAUAGACAAUCACUUCAGUAAUAGACAGACUUCAAGAUUUGUAUUUUUUAUUUUUGGAACCCAUAUAAAGUUCUAAACUAAAAGUACUCAAAGAAGAUUGACUUAUUUUGCAUUCAUAUAUAUAUAUUUUUUUAAAAAAAGUGAUUUUGUCAUCUUUCUCUUUCUCAUGUUUGUGUGCAUAGCAUGGCGUCAUUUAUGACUAGGUAGAAUCACUGCAUAACACUGCCGCAUGAUAAAAGUGCCAGUAAAUCCAAGUCAAACACUGUUUAUCACAACAGUCUUCAUCAGGGCAACACUAUGCAAAUAAGAUUUUAAUUAUCUGCUCUGAUCAGUAUAACAAACUAAAAUAAUACUUGCAUAGCUGUGCUUCAGCAUGAUGUUACCAUCACUUUAAAAAUUGCUUUCUUUACGUUAAAAAUUGAUAUUUAUUAAAAGUGUAAAAACAAGUUUUGAGUGCCCUAGUGAAUUUUUUUUUUAGUCAAAUAGGACUGAGAUUUGCAUAAAGGUGCAUGCACAUUUAUAUCCCAAAUUGGAUUUAGUUUCUUGUUUUAGUGCAUAAAUUAGUUUCCCAUAUGAAUGAUCCCUAUGAUUCUAUCAUCCUUUUGUGUGGUUGAUGUGUAUGCAAUACAGUAUCAAAAGCAUACUGAUAUAAAAGGUUGCAGACAGAAAUCUGCUGUUGUAGCCGAGAAAAUGCAGUUGUAGGAAAAAUUGUGUGCUGCAUUUUGCAUUCACCAGUGUUAUAAUCAUUUAACAAACGAAGCAACAAAGAGGUAAUGCUAGGGCAGUUAUUAAAAGAAAUUUAAAUAGCUUUGGCUCAUUGGACGUUUUUCAGCAAUUUAUGAGUUAUUAUGAAAAAUGUUCGCAAUUUGUUACUGCCAUUUUUAAAAAUUUUAUCAGAGGAUAUGUUAAACUUUUUUCUUAGGUCCACUGUCCAAAAACGUUUUUUUUUUUUUUUUUUUUUUUUUUUUUUUUUUUGAGAACCACAGAAACAUUGUUUAGUUUUAUUUUAAGAUAUACGGAGAGAAAGAGUCUAAUAUGAUUUCGAUAAAAGUAUAUAGUUUAGUGCCAUAAAAGUUAUGAUCUGAAAUUUUCUUGAUUUAUGAGGAAUGAAAUCAUUUAAUCAAGUGAAUAUCACAGUGCUGCUGAUUCUAAACUACUUCUAACAAGUAGAAAUUAUAUUUUCAUUAAUAAUCAAAUUAAAUACUUAUUUACUUCAAAAACAUUUUUGUGUAUCAUUGAUUAUAAAAUGAAUAACUUUCCUUUUGCGUAGUUGUUUGUACUUCUUUAGCUAUUUCUAAAGUGUUUCAGUUUAGCCAAAAAUAUAAUACAAAAUUCCACUUGACUGUAUAGUUUGUUUUUAUUUCAUGCAUUUUCAUUCACCUUAAAUGAAAAAUUAAGUGCAUGUAUUCUCUUGAAAAUCACUAGUAAGCAAAAAAUGAUUGUAAUUUUGCAUUAAUUUCAUGUAUAUACUUUAAUCUAUUAUUCUUGGUUUAGAAUUCAAAUCCAUGCUAUGUCUAGAAACUGGAUUAAAAUCUAGUGGGAAUGUAAAGAAAAUUCAAAUGUGAUCCUCAUGUUUUGAACAUUUUUUGUAAUAAAAUCAUAAUCCAUCCAA
Molecule: messenger RNA, 4116 nt
Organism: Stegodyphus dumicola
Lineage: Eukaryota; Metazoa; Arthropoda; Arachnida; Araneae; Eresidae
Product: cellular tumor antigen p53-like
Source: RefSeq, a predicted model, not a curated record